AUGGCCUCACAAGUCUUGGUCUAUCCACCAUAUGUUUAUCAAACCCAGUCAAGUGCCUUUUGUAGUGUGAAGAAACUCAAAGUAGAACCAAGCAGUUGUGUGUACCAUGAAAGGACCUACCCACGGAUCUAUGUGAAUGGUAAAAACUUUGGAAUUUCUCCCCACAGGGUUAGUGCUUUCUUUCAGACUAAAAACCUAUUUGACAGACCUCGAGGACAGAACUUCUUGUUGCAGUCAAAUGCUGUCGCUUUAAAAAAUAUUGCAGGUGCUACAAAAGUGUUAGCAGCGCGGGCGCAGCAAGCUCAAGUAGAGGCACCUCAGACUGGGACCCAGGAGAGCAGGUUGGAUACACUGGAUGGACCCCAGCGAUGUGGAUUGAAGCGUAAGAGUGAAGAGCUGGAUAACCAGAUCAGCACGAUGCAGAUUGUGGAUGAACUGUCCAUAUUGCCUGCAAUGUUGCAAACCAAUGUAGGAAACCCGGUGGCAGUUGUGACAACUGCUGCAGCUUCAAAGCAAAAUGGUACCAGCGGCGAUGGAGAUUAUCAGUUAGUACAGCAUGAAGUCUUGUGCUCUGUGAAAAACACUUAUGAAGUUCUUGAUUUCCUUGGGCGAGGCACUUUUGGACAAGUAGUGAAGUGCUGGAAGAGGGGCACGAGUGAGAUUGUGGCAAUCAAAAUCUUGAAGAAUCAUCCGUCUUAUGCACGCCAAGGACAAAUAGAAGUGAGCAUAUUAGCAAGACUAAGUACUGAAAAUGCUGACGAGUUUAAUUUUGUGAGAGCCUAUGAAUGCUUUCAGCAUCGUAACCAUACUUGCUUGGUUUUCGAGAUGUUGGAACAGAACCUGUAUGACUUCCUCAAACAAAACAAAUUCAGCCCUCUGCAACUGAAAGUAAUACGGCCUAUUCUGCAACAGGUGGCCACUGCACUGAAAAAACUAAAAAGUCUUGGUUUAAUCCAUGCUGACCUCAAACCAGAGAACAUUAUGUUGGUGGAUCCUGUCCGGCAGCCUUACCGAGUUAAAGUGAUAGAUUUUGGGUCUGCCAGCCAUGUGUCGAAGACUAUUUGUUCAACCUAUUUACAGUCUCGGUAUUAUAGAGCACCGGAGAUUAUACUGGGAUUGCCGUUUUGUGAAGCCAUAGACAUGUGGUCGUUGGGGUGUGUGAUUGCGGAGCUGUUUCUCGGAUGGCCACUGUACCCAGGAGCACUGGAAUAUGACCAGAUUCGUUACAUUUCACAGACUCAAGGUUUGCCAGGGGAGCAGUUGUUAAGCAUGGGAACGAAAACUGCAAGAUUUUUCUGUAGAGAAACAGAUACACCAUAUUCAAGUUGGAGAUUAAAGACUUUGGAAGAGCAUGAGGCAGAGACAGGUAUGAAGUCCAAAGAGGCCCGAAAGUAUAUUUUCAACAGUUUGGAUGAUAUAGUGCAUGUGAACAUGGUGAUGGAUUUGGAAGGAAGUGACCUGUUGGCAGAGAAGGCAGAUCGGAGAGAAUUCGUCAGUCUGUUGAAGAAAAUGUUGCUGAUAGAUGCUGAUUUAAGAAUCACUCCAGCUGAGACCCUGAACCAUUCUUUUGUUACCAUGAAGCACCUCCUUGAUUUUCCUCAUAGCACCCAAGUGAAAUCCUGUUUCCAUAUCAUGGAUGUUUGCAAAUGUAGAUCAAAUUCCUAUGACUUCAGUAACCGCAAUAAAACAUCACUUAUGAGACCAGUUGCCUCAGGCAGUGCAGCUAAUCUGACUGCAAGUUUCACCAAAAUUGGCCCAGUAAGAAGUCAGGCUUUAACUGCAUCUGCCCACUCAGUUUUGCACCAAGGGAUGCCCCUGCAGGCAGGAACUGCUCAGUUUGGCUGCAAUGAUGUUUUCCAGCAAGCAUUGAUUAUCUGUCCUCCCACUAUCCAAGGAAUUCCUGCAAACCAUGGCAAGCCCACGAGUUUCUCACUGAGGGUGGACAAUGCGGUUCCAUUGGUGACCCAGGCCCACGCAAUUCAGCCGCUACAGAUUCGAGCAGGAAUCCUUUCUCAGACAUGGUCAAAUCAGGCCCAGCAAAUCCUGGUUCCUGCCUGGCAGCAAGUAGCACCGGUGGCAGCUCCUGCUACUUCUCUGGCCUCUGAUGCUGUGGCUGGCCCACAAAGGCUUGGAGACUGGGGGAAGAUGAUUACCCAGGGCACCCAUUACAAUUCAGUGAUGCCUCAGCCUCUUGUAACACAUCAAAUAACCUUGUCUGCCCCUCAGCCAAUUAGUGUGGGCAUUGCACAUGUUGUCUGGCCUCAGCCUGCAGCUGCCAAGAGAAAUAAACUGUGUCAGAACAGAAGCAAUGUGUUGCAGAAUACCAAUAUCCAAAAUGCAGCAUUUAUAUCUCCAAAGAUAAUUAACCUGAAGGCUGUAAGGAGACUAAGCUGUAUAGAAGCACAGGACAAUCAUCACUCAGAAGGUCGGGAAAGGAACUACUGCGAAGCGUCCGUCAGGCUGGACGCGGCGCCAUCCCUGCCGAGCAAACCGCGCCAGGCCAUCCUCAUUGCUGGCUCGCCGAGCCCCGCCGUCAGCGUCAUCACCAUCAGCAGCGACACCGACGACGACGACCUGGGACGAGCACAUGCGCUGAGAGAGUGCAAAGGAAGCCUGGACUGUGAAGCCUGCCAGAACACACUGAAUAUUGACCGCGUGUGCUCUCUGAGCAGUCCUGAUAGCACUCUGAGUACCAGCUCCUCGGGACAGUCUAGUCCAUCCCCUUGCAAGAGAUCCAACAGCAUGUCAGAUGAUGAACAGGAAAGUGGAUGUGAUACAGUAGAUGGUUCCCCAACUUCGGACUCUUCAGGACAUGACAGCCCAUUUGUGGAAAAUGGCUUUGUAGCUGCGACCAAUAAAAAUACAGACUCAAGAACAUCAGUUAACUCUGAAACCAAAUCUGCCGUUUGCACAGUGGUGGUGCCACCAAUGACACUUGAAAACAGGUUACACCUUGACGAACAGAUGGUGAAUACAGAUACUAUGUGCCAGCCACUGAAAAAAGGUCCGUCUGUCCUGGGAAGGAUAAACCAGUCUUCUAUCAUAGGAAACCGUCAACAGAAAUUGACAUCAGCAUUCCAUCAGCAACACAUAAACUUUAGUCAGGUUCUCAACAACUUGAUUGCAGACGUGUUCAAAACUUCAAAAGUGGACUUCAGUUUAUUGGGCAAGUCAUAUGUAUCUUUUGUUUUUGUUCAGCCCCUGGGCUCGGCGCCGCCGGAGUGGAACGGGCCGGCCCUCCUGCCCUACGCUGCGGCGGCCCCGCUCAGCACUGCUGCGCCCGUCGCCCACCUCCUCGCCUCGCCGUGCGCCUCCAGGCCCUUGCUGCAGCCUCCUGCCUACAGCAUGUCCCACCCCAGCGCUCUAGUCCACCAGGUUCCUGUUGGCAUAAAUCCCCGUCUCCUGCCUUCCCCCACCAUCCAUCAGACUCAGUACAAACCGGUCUUUCCACCGCACUCGUACAUCGCAGCAUCGCCUGCUUACACGGCGUUUCCGCUGAGUCCCACCAAGCUCAGCCAGUACCCGUUUCUGUGAGAACUCGAGUUCAGUGGGUGAGGAAGCUCAAUCACGCAGAAGGUUGCUUUGAGAAGAAACAUGGUAUUUAUUAAACAUUAGCCAUGGCACAACAGGAGAAUUAUUUUUUUUGAAUCAUGUAGACUUGGGUGCAAUUUAAACAACUCUGAGCUUUAAAGAAAAAACUCACUUUUAAUGUGUUUUGCACAUUUGGUAUAACUUGUCUUUGGUCAUGUUAUCUUCUUAUAUAGUAACUUUAGACAGGUGACUUAUGGGAGCAGAAAUCUGAAUUUGCUCCUACUAUUUUUUAUAAAAUUGCCUUCUAACUAGUGCAAGACACGUCUACAUUUGGGAAGCCAUUCAGUGUACAGAACUAGAGCAACAGAUGCACAUCUGUCAGCAGUACAGUGUAGAAGUAAAUUGUUUGUAUUGCGUAUCUUGGUGUUUAAAUGUUGAGUCACUUAUCUAAGAGUUGAGCUGUUGUUCUUCACAUUGCAUGUGUCUUUUGCAUGGGCAAAAAAAGAGAAAGAAAAAGCCUAAACAUUGCUCUUAAAUGUUGUUGUCCUAAUAAUCUCAGCUGCAUUGUAAACUGUUUCCACACAUAGUGCCUUAAAUAUUUGAGGUUGUUAACGUUAUUACUUAUAUAUAAAUGUUGAGGACUGCAGCACUUAAAUUCAGAUCUGCUGUUUUUUUGGGUAGAGUAAUGCUCAUUUUGGGUUUUGAGUGGUAUAUGAUUUUUAGUAUUGGGUGUUUUUUUCCUUAUCAGGAAGGCGGCAUGUUUUGCUCUAGCUGAGUUUUCCUGUCUUUUUUUCCCCAGCCAGAAUGAUCUAGCUUCAAGAAAAGACCUCAGUAGUGCUUAAGAAGAGUUGAUUCAGUAGCUAUUGAGUAGUGACACACAACACAGUAUUUCAUAUGGUUUAAAUGGAACUGCAAUACAAUCCAAGUAGUUUAUUUUCAAAGUGCUUGUCUAAUUGGAUAUAAUAAAAUGUUUAGAGGUGCAGUAGGCAUGACUUUGACUAGCUAACGAAAGGAAAAGCCAAGUGCUUGUUGAUUCAUGGUGUGGUUUCAUCUUAGCUUGAGCAAACCAUGCAGUAUUUAAUAAAUAGUAGCAGGAUAUUUACUAUUGAAGCUUGAAAAGAUGUGAGUUCUUUGUGUGCAAUCUUUCUUUUAUGCAUGGGAGAGAUUUUAGUCUUUUUACAUAAUAGUAUUUGUUUUAGCCUGUUGUGGGUGUUUGCUUAUUUAAUACAUUCCGUCAGGGACAUAAAUUACAUGCUUUCUGCGUUAUUUUUUUUCCUUAGGAAGUGUGUCUUUUUGUUGAAAUGAAGUUGCUUUUGCAGCACCAAAGACUUAAUCAUCCAUUUCCUAUAAAAGGUAGCUACUUUUUUCAUAGACCUCAAGUAUACUCUAGUGUAGAGAUGGGAUUUAAAGAAGGUGUUAAACUGAGGCUGUGUGUUAGCUUAUGGGCAAGUAAUAAAUUGUAUCAUUUAUCUUGAAUGUAUCAUAGAUAAGCUGCUAUAUAAUGAUUGCCACUUCAGAUAGCUGUGAAAUUAGGUGAUUAACUAGUUCUUUCUUAGCCUUCUAAUUUCUGUACAAGUCUAAUACAUGAAAUAGAAAUCAGGUUUUGAUUUUUUAAAUUUUGUUUUCAUGUUUGGAGUGUCGUAACUAUUAUAUUGUAAAUGAUGGAAGAUGAUUGCAUAUGUUUUUUGGGUGUGUUAUUUGCAUCAGUAUUUUAUCUCCAUUAACUCUGAGCUCAUCACUGCAUACAAGUGGAUGUAUCGAUGUAACUUAAUUUUUUUAUGUUUUCAUAUUGGCAUUGUGUAGACACUUAAACUGCAUCUUGCAGCCUUGACUUAACUUUUUUUUAAAAAAAAAAAUCUGGAACAUAAUCUUUGCAAUGUUGACUGGAAUAAGAGUGCAAAGCAUUUGAGUUUAACUCUGUCAGCUAAUAACUGGUAAACUUUUUCUUUACUCCACUAACACAAGCAGUGUUUUAUUUAAUGAAUGUCUGAAAGAAAUGUGCCUACAUUUGAUUUAGUUUUUAAGUAACAACUAAAAUAUAACAGUAUUAGAUCAUAAACAGUACCAGCAGUACAUUUUUAAUCACACUGAAAAUUAAAAAAUCUUAACUUUUCCCAAAAGUUUCAGUGUUUUUAGUAAUCAACUCUAUGCAUUUUGUACAAGUAUAAAUGUGUGUAUAUAAAAUAUACAUUAGAAAACUAGGAGUAUCCUGAUUAAUUUGAAAUCCUGUCAAAACAUACAUGAAGCCUAAGUAUAUGGAGUCAAGAAAAUGCUCAAAUUGGAUAUCCACCUUAUCACUUCAAACUUCUACUGUAUGGUCCAACAGAUUGUUUUCUGUUCACUCCUUUGCGUUGGGAAUUGAUUUUUGGGUACUCACUCCAUUGCAGGCAAUGGACACGCCAAGAAUCACCAGUGCAAAUGGAGUAAAUGAAUUUUGUAUUGUCAUAA
This is a messenger RNA of Tinamus guttatus (white-throated tinamou), 5979 nucleotides long. Lineage: Eukaryota; Metazoa; Chordata; Aves; Tinamiformes; Tinamidae. The record is from RefSeq and is a predicted model, not a curated record.